Molecule: messenger RNA, 498 nt
Organism: Gregarina niphandrodes
Lineage: Eukaryota; Apicomplexa; Conoidasida; Eugregarinorida; Gregarinidae
Product: putative transmembrane protein
Exons: 2
Coding region: 1-498 (165 amino acids)
Source: RefSeq, a predicted model, not a curated record
AUGACCGAUGCUAAUGCCCGCAUCUAUGAGCAACUGAAUGUCAUCCACGAAGAAUACGUCAAAGCCGAUGAGGGUCUCACUGACAGAUACUUGUUCUACAUGGACAUAGGAGGCUGGACACAUGGUGCGGUGCUGAUGAUGGUCAUAGCCGGAAUAAUGAUGUGCAGUUGCGAGCCAGUGUACGUUUUAGGGAUCGUUACGAUCGUAUACCCGAUAGUAAGCUUGAUUGUCUUUACGGAAGUGCGCAGACGUGCGGCGAACGAGGUGUACUUCCAACUACUGUGCGUGUUAUUGCUAGCUUUAUGCUCAGCCGACUUCAUUACCAUCUGCGCCGCCUUCCACGACCUGGGUAUGGGUCGAAAGAAAGGCUGGGGACCUACAGCCGGUGUGCUGGCCGCGAUCCUGGUGACCUGCUGCGCCGCACUCUUCGCCACCAUUUUCGUCAAGAGCAUACGCCACCACAAGAACCCGGACGCCGUCAAAAACAGCGAAGUCUAA